Molecule: messenger RNA, 795 nt
Organism: Trypanosoma rangeli
Lineage: Eukaryota; Euglenozoa; Kinetoplastea; Trypanosomatida; Trypanosomatidae
Product: otubain
Exons: 1
Coding region: 1-795 (264 amino acids)
Biological process (GO): protein K48-linked deubiquitination
Cellular component (GO): nucleus
Molecular function (GO): cysteine-type deubiquitinase activity; ubiquitin binding
Source: RefSeq, a predicted model, not a curated record
AUGACGUCCACCAGUCAUGACCGGGAGGUGCAGAUGGCGAUUAUUCAGAGCGAAAUUGAGGCCUCACCGCUUCUUACUGACCCCGUGGAGGUGUUGUCGGAAACGUGUAGCCUUGUUAAGGACUUUGCCAACAAUUCCUUGAUCUUCCCAAAAGUUCUUUCACUAUUUGCACCGGACAAUGACGACCGCUACAGCGGCAUUCGGUACGCCCGACGUGAUGGGAACUGCUUCUUCCGUUGUGCUGUCUUCGGCCUCCUGGAGGCGUUGCUCCGCGAUAGAGCGCUUGCGGCGAAGUACGUGGAACAGGCUAAGGAUCUUCACACGAGGCUACUGAAGGAUUAUGGUGAGUUUGUGGAGGACUUCUGCGAUGCGGCGAUUUCCGCCAUUGCCAAAAUCGAAGCAGGAAUCUGUACGACAUCAGAGGAGCUGUAUGCGAUGACGAACUCACGUGACUUUGAGUACGCGCUUUACUUUUAUCGCUACGCUGUUUCCAAUUACAUACGCAGCCAUAAAGAUGACUUUCUUCCGUUUGUGAUGGGCCUUAACUACGAAAACGUUGAUGACUUUUGUCGUGCCGAAAUUGAUGCGGUUUCAAGCGAAAGCGAUCACAUGCAGGUGGUGGCGUUCGCCAAGUGCUUCAAUGUGUGCAUCGUUGUGGAGUACUUGGACGGCAGCGUGGGUACGCGCACUACGCGUCACUCCUUUGCUGGUGCCUCUAGUGACGCCAACGACGCCACAUGUGUUGUGCUGACGCUGUUGUACCGCCCGGGGCACUACGACCUACUGUACAAGUGA